Molecule: messenger RNA, 2394 nt
Organism: Arthroderma uncinatum
Lineage: Eukaryota; Fungi; Ascomycota; Eurotiomycetes; Onygenales; Arthrodermataceae
Exons: 1
Coding region: 1-2394 (797 amino acids)
Biological process (GO): DNA-templated transcription
Molecular function (GO): zinc ion binding; DNA binding
Source: RefSeq, a predicted model, not a curated record
AUGGGAGAUGAUCUCAAGGCAAUGUUCCAUGAAUGUUUUAUCAGCAAGGUCGGUAUGCGUGCAACGAUCUUUCAGGGCGCUAUCGCAGCUGGCCACGACCGCCUGAAGCAGACCGAAGGCAGCUCUCACGAAGUUCCGCAGCGGAUAAGCUAUGACGGUCUAAUGAGCUUCAUGACCCGAGAAAUUGUUGAAAUGAUAUCUCUUCGCUUCGGGGACCUGAACUGCGAAGUGGAGGAUAACUUUCCACGACGAUACUGCAUCACCAGCCUAGCUCGCGAUACGACGCAGGAAAUGUUUGACAACAUAACUCCAAGGAAGAACCCGCUCAAGUCAUACUCUUCGCACCGUAUCCUUCAGCUUAUCGACCUAUGGUUCUCUGUUCACCCUUUGUCGUCACUGAUCUCAAAAACCCUUCUCCUCAGUUCGCUCAAGAACAGCACCUACGAUGAGGCACUCCUCGCUACCAUACUCUCUGAUGCCUGCCUCGUCCACGAGAAUGGUCAAAACUAUGACACCGAGGGACAGUUGCUGUUUGAUUUCGCAACUUACCAGAUCCAGAACCGAAGUGUGCUGAACCGAGACAUAGCUUCGUCUCAAGCAUUGAUUCUUAUGGCCUGGCGAGAGAUCUGCAUGGGAAAUGCUCGACGGGGUUCAUGUUUAACAGCGUAUGCCUGCCGAAUCGUCUCAGAGCUACACAGGGGUCUCAACCACGGCGUCUCCGCAAAUGGGACCAAGUUGAACGGUAUCGACGUUCGAUACGUCGACGGUGAACUAAUCCGGAAUAUAUACUGGGUGUGCUGGUCUACAACAGUAUGGUCCCUGAUGCAAAUCGACCAGCCAUACAACCUUCUAUUGCCGGAACAAACCCCUUCACAAUUCCCCUUCGUCGACGAGUCAACGUCGAUGACAAUCAGCCUUGAUCUAGCUUCAGACAAUGUCUCCACACUAAGAGCACAAUCACGAGCCUUGCAAGAGCUCUGGCCUCUUAGCCAGGUAGCUAGCACGGCUGCUCACAUAUACGCACUCUGCCCCAACCCAGAUUUGAAAGAUACUCUAGAAACAGUUGAGUGGCAAGCAAGACAUAUCCAUCAGCUCCGUCGGCUUCUUAGCUUCCAGCUAGAGCUCCCUACUCUCUGUGGGAAGAUCCGACACAUUUUAAGUGAAGCCAUUCGACAGGUUGAACUUGAGGUUACCCCUGGAUCUACCCGGUCCGUGGUGCUAAUCGCAUAUCAUACUAUGAUUGUCCAUAUGCUAUUCCCACAACGACAGACCUCAGAUAGUGUGAUUAUUAUGACUCCAGAGCGCAUUAAUGAGUUCUGUCAAUCUGCCAAUGCAUUGGUCGCCAUAUCACACUCUAUUAUCUCGCCAAAGGCCACCACUCUCCUUCCUGGGCCUGGGCUCAAAACCAAAAGCGUUUCUGACACUUUUGCCCUUGGCCUUGAUGCAUGCAGCCGGGCGCUUGCGUAUAUUCACAGCCGUGCUACUUGCGGGCGUGAUGAGUAUCAAGCGAUCAUUGCUAAAAAUAGGGAGCUCCUUUAUCUUUCUCAACAAUUGCACGAUAUUAGUCGAGGGGAGCUCUCUCGGGCAUCAUCAACGAUGCGAACCAUUAAGAAACGACUAAAGUUUGCAAAAGUGGUCUUCUCAUCUAUCCACGAGUCUACACCACCUUUGACACAUAGCGAUCCAUCCCCGGUUGCCCAAUUCCGCUCGAGAAUCCAAAAUCUUUCUCAGAGUAGCAGCACAAGCGUUUCAGGGGGUCUAUCCCAGCCAGACUCCCCCCUUCCCGACGAACCAUCUUACCUAGCUUCGAUUCCUAAUCAGCUAUCCCUCGAUAUGUUUCUGGGGUCAGAUACUUCUCCUGUUUCUAGUCAGGAUGGAUUUGAUCCACUUCAUAUGCACACUGCCGGUUCGUCGCUUGCGACGCUGGACCACAGUGGAAUGACAUCGCCUUUUACUCCAUCUGGUAUGUCACCGCUACAGCCACCCAGAAAGAUGCGACGGACUGUCAGUCCGCCCUGCUUUGAUAGUCACGGAAGCACUAACAUGUUUGAGCUUCCAGAGCCGAUCAUGUCAACCAAACCAGAGCAUGUUCCACGAAGCUGCGUGUCGCCUUCAGUAAACAACGGGGCUAUUUUCCGCCAUAAUGGGAUGGGGUUAACUGGAUUCGAUAUGGCCCCGAAUGAUGCCGGUAAGAAAUUCCUUGGGGACCAUGUGAAUUUCGCCCAACCGUUGUUCAUGCCUUCAGAGAAUGAUCCGGACUUCGGGGCUGGACCCCUUCUAUUCGGGAGUCCUCUUGAUACGAAUGGCCAUGGCGAUUUCCAUGGCAUGCCUGACCUAACCUGCAUGGAAGGAGAGAAUGGUUACAUGCCUUUGGACCUGGGUUAUCUCGGUUAG